UGGCAGCUGCCCAAGUAUUCAGGUUAGAGGUCUGUGUGUCAGGAACAAAAUAGGAAAAUAAAAAUUCAAAACACUAUUUGAUGACAAUAUUUUACAUGAUUGCUAUUUUCUUACUCUUCAUUCUUGUUUGGCAAAUCAUCUAAAAAAAAAAAAAGGAGCGAGUCGCAUGGAGUUCCAAAUUUGGUUGGCAAGGUAUCCAUAAAUAGACAAGUUGCCUAGUUUCAUGCACUAAGCUUACCCAUAAAAUCAGAUAGAUCACAUGGUUGCAUCAAUCAUAAAAACAAAGAGAGAAGGAGAGAGACAUGACUGAAGAGAGCCCAGAAGAGGAUCAUGGGUCUCCUGAAAUAGCCGAAACGAAUCCAGGAAGCCCUUCUUCAAAGACCAACAACAACAAUAACAACAUCAACAACAAAGAACAAGAUCGGUUCCUUCCCAUUGCUAAUGUCGGAAGGAUCAUGAAAAAGGUUCUUCCCGGUAACGGUAAGAUCUCGAAAGAAGCCAAAGAAACCGUUCAAGAAUGCGUCUCGGAGUUCAUCAGUUUUGUCACUGGUGAAGCUUCUGAUAAGUGUCAGAGAGAAAAGAGGAAGACCAUCAACGGAGAUGACAUCAUUUGGGCCAUUACAACUCUCGGAUUCGAAGACUACGUGGCUCCAUUAAAGGUUUACCUCUGCAAAUACAGAGACACCGAGGGAGAGAAAGUUAACAGCCCAAAACAGCAACAACAACAACAAAGACAACAGCAACAACAGAUUCAACAACAGAACCAUCAUAACUACCAGUUCCAAGAACAAGACCAGAACAACAAUAACAUGUCAUGUACUAGUUACAUCUCUCAUCAUCAUCCUUCUCCAUUCCUACCCGCCGAUCAUCAACCAUUUCGCAAUAUUGCUUUCUCUCCUAAAUCAUUGCAGAAACAGUUCCCGCAGCAGCAUGAUAACAUUGAUUCCAUUCACUGGUGAGAGACUUUCGUUUUUAUUUUUAUUUUCUUUUUCUUUUUUCUUUCUAUAAGUUAUAUGCUUUCUUUACCUUUUGUGAGAACAAUCUUGAUCCUUAUAUAAACAAACUGUUGCUAUAUAGACACAUUAGAUACGUACAUCGAUCUUGAUAUUUUCAGUAUUACCCAUGUCAUGAUUUUGUGUAAUAGAAUGAAUACUUAUUCA
This is a messenger RNA of Camelina sativa (false flax), 1160 nucleotides long. RefSeq names its product nuclear transcription factor Y subunit B-7-like. The record is from RefSeq and is a predicted model, not a curated record. Gene Ontology annotation, molecular function: RNA polymerase II cis-regulatory region sequence-specific DNA binding; DNA-binding transcription activator activity, RNA polymerase II-specific; protein heterodimerization activity. Gene Ontology annotation, cellular component: nucleus; CCAAT-binding factor complex. Gene Ontology annotation, biological process: regulation of transcription by RNA polymerase II. NCBI's taxonomy places the organism in Eukaryota, Viridiplantae, Streptophyta, Magnoliopsida, Brassicales, Brassicaceae.